UAAUGAGAUGGAGAUGGCGCAAGUGUUACUUGGUGAGUGUAAACAUAACAAAAUUUGUCCAAACAACACAAUGGUUGGUAAAAUAUUACACAGGAACUGUAGGUGUGAUACAUAUUAAAGAUAUAACCAGAAACUGCCACAUAUUUCCCAUCUUCCCCAAAAACACACACACUGCCAAAUGAAAGCAUUUUACAUAACUUGUUGUGACUAUUUUUAUUAUUUUCCAUGGCCCCAUAGGAAAUCUGAUGAAAUGUAGUAUCUCAAUAGUUAUAAUUUUUUUGCAUCGUAUUCUAUUAUCGAUUUCUGCAAGUAGUAUAAUUUAGUUCGUUGAUUAAAAUUUUUCAGGUUUGGAAGAACUUUGAAUGUUAGGUAUCUGAAUCUGACAUUUGCACUACAGUUGGGAGGGUUACACCAGAGAUUUACUUGAAGAUAGUGGUUGCAGUGAAUGAAAGCUAUGCGUUAGAACAUUACACCCCACCUUUACUUAGGCUUCAGAAUUGCAAUUUUGUGAGAGAUGCAUUCACAAAAAUUACUUCAACCUACUGUCAUCCAUUAAAACAAACGCAUUUCCAUUUCCAUGCAUCUUCCUAAUUCAAGACAAGAAAGUAAUUAAGGGUAGAGAGAGAGAAUCUAAUAUCUAACAUGGAUUGAAACAGUAAGUGCAAUAAAUAUACACUAGAUAACGUAUCUGGUGGUGCAUGAAGGGAGAGAGAGGUUGGUAUGACAAAGGGAGCUUAUGCGUAGGAUAAGGGUGCACAGAAUAGAAGGAGGGUGUUGCAGUGGUGGUAACGUGACCGGGGGGAUUGGCUUGGCGGCGGGAGGAGUUGAUGAAGAAGCCUUGAGGAUGGGUGCGGUGUCUGUGGAAGAAAACAAAGUCGUGAGAAAUUCUGGCAGGAAGUGCACGGGGAAGAGAGAGAAAAAUGUGGAGGUAAUUAACGCUCAGAAAAAAAAUGUAGUAAACUUAACCCCAACCUAUUUAACGGAGGGGAGUAAUACACAUUUUAUUUUAUUUUUUUGGCAAAAAUGAUUGUGAAUUUAUUUUAGUGGGAUGUAUGGGGUGGAAUUUCAGUGAGGCCUAUUGGUCUUUAUAGGAAAGCAGCAGAGGCAGACAGAGAAUAGAAAUAGAGAUAUUCCCAUACAUAAGAAGACCAAACCAACAAUUAGUAAGCAUAGAGCUGAUUGAAGAUGUGCACGGUGUCAGGUUCUAUCCUUCUGCUUCUGUGCUGUCCUUCAUCUUCUUCUUCAAUAUCACUUGUUUGUUGUUAUUCCAAUACCAUAGCCAAAAAGAGGGUUGGGAAUGGCAUAAGCCAUUUAAGUGCGGCCACCGCCACUUGUGCUAUGGCUAAAGAUGUGUGGAGCCGAACAUGUGGAUCUGCUUGUUCCUCUCCCAUUCCCAGGGAAGGUGGCGGCAGAAGGCAACAACAAGGUACGUGCUUGGACCGCAGUGUGGAUAUGGAAGAGUUAUUAGCGGCAAUUGGGGAGACCCAGAACGAGGAUGAACUGUAUGCGGUCAUGUCCCCCUACAGCGGGAGGCAGCUGUCUAUGCGCUUCAUGGUUUCCCUGCUCUCCCGCGAGCCCGAUUGGCAACGCACUCUUGCCCUUCUCGAUUGGAUAAACGAAAAGGCCCUCUAUUCCCCUUCCCUAUUCGCCUACAAUGUCGUCCUCCGCAACGUCCUUCGGGCCAAGCAGUGGCACCUCGCCCACGGCCUGUUCGACGAAAUGCGCCACAAGGGCCUUUCCCCCGAUAGGUACACCUACUCCACCCUCAUCACUUCUUUCGCCAAACACGGCUUGUUUGAUUCUUCUCUCUUUUGGCUCCAGCAGAUGGAGCAAGACAACGUUUCCGGCGACCUUGUCCUCUACAGUAAUUUGAUCGACCUUGCCCGCAAGUUGUGCGAUUAUUCCAAGGCCAUUUCCAUCUUCACCAGAUUGAAAGCCUCUACCAUUACCCCCGACCUCAUUGCCUAUAACUCCAUGAUCAAUGUAUUUGGAAAAGCCAAGCUCUUCCGCGAGGCUCGCCUUGUUCUUCAAGAGAUGGCCGACAAUGCUGUUCAACCCGACACCGUCAGCUAUUCUACUCUUCUUGCCAUCUACGUUGACAAUCAAAAGUUUGUUGAAGCGCUUUCUCUAUUCUCUCAAAUGAAUGAAGCCAAAUGCCCGCUUGAUCUCACCACCUGUAACAUCAUGAUUGAUGUUUAUGGCCAGCUUCACAUGCCCAAGGAAGCGGAUCGCCUCUUCUGGAGCAUGAGGAAAAUAGGGAUUCAACCCAAUGUGGUUAGCUACAAUACGCUCUUGAGGGUUUAUGGAGAGGCUGAGCUAUUUGGGGAAGCCAUCCACCUGUUUCGCUUGAUGCAGAGUAAAGAUAUACCGCAGAAUGUUGUCACUUACAACACUAUGAUUCAUAUCUAUGGCAAGACCCUUGAGCACGAGAAAGCUACCAAUCUCGUUCAAGAAAUGAAGAAAAGGGGUAUUGAACCCAAUGCCAUCACUUACUCGACCAUAAUAUCCAUUUGGGAAAAGGCAGGCAAACUGGACCGCGCAGCUAUCUUGUUUCAAAAAUUAAGGAGUUCAGGAGUUCGAAUUGACGAGGUUCUUUACCAGACAAUGAUUGUAGCCUACGAGAGGGCAGGUUUAGUUGCUCAUGCCAAGCGUCUGCUGCAUGAGCUGAAGAGACCGGACAACAUUCCUAGGGAGACUGCAAUUGCAAUUCUUGCUAGAGCGGGUAGAGUUGAAGAGGCUACCUGGGUUUUUCGUCAGGCUUUUGAUGCUGGAGAAGUUAAAGAUAUAUCUGUGUUUGGGUGCAUGAUUAAUCUUUUCUCUAAGAACAAAAAGUAUGGCAAUGUCGUUGAAGUGUUUGAGAAGAUGAGACAGGUUGGAUAUUUUCCUGAUUCUGAUGUUAUUGCUCUCGUGCUGAAUGCUUUUGGAAAGCUGCGUGAAUUUGAUAAAGCAGAUGCUUUAUAUAGACAGAUGCACCAGGAAGGGUGUGUUUUUCCAGAUGAAGUUCAUUUCCAGAUGCUGAGUCUAUAUGGUGCAAGAAAGGAUUUCAUGAUGGUAGAGUCAUUGUUUGAGAAGCUGGAUUCCAAUCCUAAUGUCAAUAAGAAGGAGUUGCAUCUUGUUGUUGCUAGCAUUUAUGAGCAAGCAGAUAGACUUAACGAUGCUUCCCGAGUCAUGAAUAGGAUGAACCAAAGAGCAAUCAGAAGUCACGAUCAUACUUAGUAGUGUGUAUCCGCCUUCCCCUCUGUAAAUUGUUGAUGAACAUUCUUUUAGCCCUAAAAUAAUCAGAAAACCUCUCAUGUUAAGUGUCAUGUAUAUAUGUAAUAUUCACCAAGACGCAUAUUCGGAAUAGCAGCAUCCUGGGAAUUAAUCA
Vigna radiata var. radiata (mung bean) is the source of this 3367-nucleotide messenger RNA. RefSeq names its product pentatricopeptide repeat-containing protein At5g39980, chloroplastic. The transcript has a single exon. Bases 1186 to 3216 code for a protein of 676 amino acids. The record is from RefSeq and is a predicted model, not a curated record. Gene Ontology annotation, molecular function: protein binding. Lineage: Eukaryota; Viridiplantae; Streptophyta; Magnoliopsida; Fabales; Fabaceae.